Messenger RNA from Cokeromyces recurvatus, 2319 nucleotides. RefSeq names its product fungal-specific transcription factor domain-containing protein. The transcript has a single exon. Bases 140 to 2215 code for a protein of 691 amino acids. Gene Ontology annotation, biological process: DNA-templated transcription. Gene Ontology annotation, molecular function: zinc ion binding; DNA binding. NCBI's taxonomy places the organism in Eukaryota, Fungi, Mucoromycota, Mucoromycetes, Mucorales, Mucoraceae. The record is from RefSeq and is a predicted model, not a curated record.
UACUACUACUACUACUACUACACAUUCAUUAAAUAGAGUUGAACCACCUAUUCCAGAACAUUUAUCUUCUAGACAUAUUUUAUCAGAGGUACAAUUUUUGUCAGAGGUUUAUUUUGAACAUGUUCAUAAAUAUGUACCUAUGAUACAUAAACCAACGUUUUUAAAGCAAAUGCAUAAUCCUUCCAAUCCACCUUCUCGAUUAUUACUUUAUUCCAUGUGUGCUGUUGCUUCAAGAUGGACUUCAGAUCAUAUAUUGAAAACAGAGAAUACUAUAACGAUACCCCCACCAGGAUAUACCUAUUAUCAAAAGGCACUUGAAUUGCUCGAUGAUUUUCUAGAUAUACCUCGUCUUUCAACAAUACAGGCUUUAAUUCUUUUAGUUAAAUACCAAGAAUAUUAUCAACGUACAGGCUAUUUUCAUCGUUCCUAUCUUUAUUUAGGUACAGCAGUGAGGAUGUGUCUUGAUUUAGGUUUAUCUGAAUUAGAAGGGGAUACCUAUGAUAUAGAAACAAAACGUAGAACAUUCUGGGUUACAUUUUUAUAUGAUUUAUUAAUGAGUAUUGAACAAGGGCGUUCAAGUUAUUUUAAUGUUCAUAAAUGUACAACUGGAUUCCCUUUAGUCACUAGUGAAGAAGGCCCAGCAUUAGAAGAAUUAAUCACAAAUCAAAAUAUCUUUAUUCAAUUAGGAAGAGUUUUAUCUGAUAUCUAUGCAAUGUCUCGACGUAUCACAUUAAGACGACAGACACAAGGGAAUAAUAGAAGUGAAGAUCAAAUAGUAGAGGAACAGAUACGAUUAUUUUCAUUACAUACACAUCUGGAGAACUUUUUAUAUGAAGUCCCCCCUGCACUUAGUUAUCCUCCUACUCAGGAUAUCGAAAAUUAUCCUGUAGAGAAGCAUGCUAUAUCAGAUCCUUUUAUUGGAUUUUUACACAUGACAUAUCAUUUUAGUAUCAUUCUUUUACAUCGUACUUAUUUAUCUCAUCCCCCUUCUGCAACUGAAUUUAAUUUUAUUGCUUACCCUCAUCGUCAAUUAUGUGCAGCAUCUGCUUCAAAUAUUACAGGCAUUGCUGAAACUUUACUCGAUAUGUAUCCAGACUAUAUCUUUCAUUAUCCUACAAGAGGUGUUCAACACACGAUACAUUGUCUCGCUAUGGCUUCCACCAUUCAUAAAUAUGAAAUGUUACAUGGUGAAUGUGAUAAAACAAAGGAAACGGCUCGUUUACAAUAUAUGCUCUCUGUUGAUAUCAUACGGAAACUUGCCUUAGCCUCUCCUUCUAUCGAACUCUCAGACUAUUACUCUAGUCAACAGGCACUAACUAAUUCAGAGAAACGUACCUCUACAGUUAUUCAAUAUCCACAGCAAACGAAUAUGUAUAUACAAUCUGACAAAACAAAACUACGUAGAGAUACAUUUUCUUCUAUAACUCCUCCAAUUCAUGAAUCUGCUUUAUAUCAAUCUAGUGCCUCCAUCACAAACUCUGCACAAUUAGCUUCCAUGCUAGCUGCUCAGCAGCAGCAGCAGCAGCAACAGCAACAGCAACAGCAACAGCAGCAACAACAACAGCAACAACAACAGCAACAACAACAACAACAACAACAACAACAAAAGUUUACUUUGCCAUCUCAGACUAUAGUUCACUCACAACAGCAAUGGUUUUCUACUCAAGACAUAUUGAGAAAUCAGCAGCAAUUACAACAACAAUUAGCAGUAAAUUGGACUCAACAACAACAAGGAUUACCAUUCAAUACUUAUUAUCAUCAUGAUACAAAUGAUAAUGUAACAAGUGUUCCUUCUUACUCAGAGCAGCUAACUCAACAACAAAAAUAUCUUUCUUUACCAUCAGAAGAAGUCAAUACGAGUAGAGAUCGGCGUCAUACAUUUUCAAAUUCACCACAAUAUAACAAUGAUAAUAAUAAUGAUAAUUCAACUAUUUUAAUGAUGCAAGAAGAAAGCAAUAAAUUAAAUGAUGUAAAUAUGAUAAUACCAACUAUGAUAAACGCAAAUGAAAAUACCACCAUGUUAAUCACUAACAGUGACCCUGCAGCAGCCGUUGUAGCAGCCACUAUCACACAACAACAUUAUGAUCCAACAUCAGGUAUGAGUCAAUUAUUUUUGACUGACAAUCAACAGCAGCAGCAGCAACAUAUUUGGAAUGAAUCUAUUGUAACUAACAAUAACAAUGCUCAAAGAAGUGAAGGUCAUGUGAUGAAAUGAUAACAACAGCAAUAAUAAUAAAAAAUAUAAAUAAAUAUGUAUAUAAAUAUAUACAUGUAUAUAAAAUAUAAAUCUAUAUAUUGUUUAUUGAUAUUAACUUAUUG